UCGCGUUUAUCUGCUGCGCGUUGACGUCAGCGAUAAAAACAGGGGCUGUGCCGUGUCGCGCGGUCGACGGUGACUUUCCGCUGCGGUUAAACUCGUUUAAACGUUUCAUUUACCGUGCUGUUUACCGGCAUCAUGUCUCACACCGUCAUCACCACGACAACAACCACCAGGACAUCCGGGGAGAGCGGCCUGAACCUGGGCUACACCCAGACCAUCCCGGGACUGCUCAAGAUCGGACAGCUGAUCUCCCUGCUCAUCGCCUUCCUGUGUGUGUUCUGCACUCGCGGCUGGCCCAGCUGGCCGGCCUUCCAGUACUUCGAGGUGGUGACGCUGUGGUUCCUCGUAGCCUUCCUCAUCUUCUUCCUCAUGCACCUGUGCAGGCUGCAGACGAGGAUGCCCUGCAUCAACUGGCCGCUGACGGAGUUCUUCCAUUACUCUGUGGGAUGCAUCCUCAUCCUCAUCGCCUCCAUCAUCGCCUCGGCGAAUAGCGGUGGAGUUUCAGCGCUGGUGGCCGGAUCGGUGUUUGGAUUCAUAGCGACUUUCCUGAUGGCCGUGAACUUGUGGACGUCUUACAGCGUGGCUUGUGGGCCUCAGUCUGCCAUGUAAAAAGCGUCCCGUCAUGAUGGAGUCAGAUGGCUGUGUUGGCAGUUUGCUGUGUCCUGGUUCUUCUCUGCCAAGCGACCACCUGGAUAAAUCGAUGUGAUCAUAACUCUUACUGCAGAGGAGCGCCGACGCAGCACCGGCUGGACGGGACAGCAGUCAGUGUCAUUCCUUUACUUCCUCGUUAAAUCGGACCGCUGUGGUCACGUUUCCAUGGUAACGGUGCUCUGGGUCACAUUUGAACCAUCGGUAAUCUUCAUUAAUGAACGACAGCACAGUCACCUGGAAUUGUCACCUUUAUUACAUUUCCCAUCAUUCCUGUUGUUUUCUUUCUUUGUCCUUAAGAAUGAGGCGUGGGCUCUAAAGCGAUGGCGCCCUCGCACUGCUGUGUGCCAUAAAUGAGCGUGUCCUCACGGUUUACAGCGCCCAUCCUUCUGCUCCUUUGAAACUUCCUCGAGCUCUGCAGAAGCAGUUUGGACCACAGAUGCAUUAAAAUUACAGCAGUUCUACUUUAAAAUAUUAGUGUUGAAAUAUUUUUAUCACUCAAACACGAGUUGCAUGCUAAUGUUGUUGUUAGCAUGCUAAAAAUUUACUCAGGGGCUGUAAAACAGCAGCAUGCUAACAAAUGAAACAGGUAAAACGUCGGCAUGCCAACAAAGCAAAAGAACAAAACAUCGUCAUUUUUGGCGAGUAAAGACACGUGGCAGAAAUCGUUAUUUCUUUGAUUGUCAGGAAGCCCGUGGGCGGAGUCUAACCUGCUGGAGGUUCAGUUUGUUUUAGCCAGCUGGGUCAUUUUUAAAGAUUCAAGGAAACUGAAGACGCUGCAUGUAAACAGGUUGCAAGUUUUAAUGAUUGAAAAAAUCUCACAUUGAUUAUGUGGGUCAGUAAUGAUGUCAUCGUUCAUUUAUAUUACAAAACAAGCUGCAGAUAAAUAUAAGAACCAGUUUGACUCAUGGACACGCCCACUUACAUUAAAGACAAAUGUCUCCAGCUGUUCUGCUUGAGAUGCUCGAAAACCCGACAAAUACAUCAGAAAACACGCGGUUCAGUUUGUGUCGCGUUAAAUCAGACCACAGCUGGGAGCCGUGUGUCCCGUAGACACAUGUACAGGAGAUAAACCUGAAUGUUUUUGUGUGUCGGGAGGUGUUCUGUGGGAAGCUCCAGUGUUUGAUGUCUGCUUGUGGGACUUACUGACAAUAAGAGAAAUAAAGGCCAAAGCAUCAGCGUCUGUGUUAUGGAGGAAGAACAUGUAAUAUGUCACUGACGUGGAUUCAAUCUGUAACUGAACAGUUUAGAGACGUUUCAGCAGGAACUGCAGAUUAUUGUAAUUACUCUUUUUGUUCAGCUGUCCUCGGUGCUUAAAAGAACCAAACUUUUAGCCAUUUGAAUUUAAAAUUCAGUCUGAAUUUUGUAUUUAAAAAGCACAUCUGUGAUUAUUUUAGAGGAUGCCAAAAGAGAGCGAUGUAUAAAUUAUAUCAGGAUUAAAAAUGAACUGUGUGGAAAUCUGUGCAGAUUAAUAAAUGUAAUGACAUGGAUUCAUUCAGAUUAUCCAAAUAUUCACGUGAUUAAUGAUCAAUGAUACUUCGUUCAGACGCGCUGAGAUGGAUUCAAAUCAGCCAAAGAGAUUAAAAGUGUGUAUCUACAGACAGAAGAAGACAUAUUGUAGUAAAUAUUAAACAUCAUCCAUUUAAAAGUGUUUGGAUCUAUAAUUAUAUGUUGGAAGCUACAUUUUUGGAGAAUGUGUGUUUUCCAAAAGAAGUCAUUGCAACGCCACAUCAGUGAAAGCACAGACGAGCUAACAAUGAAAAGAUGCUGUAAAUAUUCAAUGUGCUGCACUGAGCGCAGCGUGUUAGCCGUUUUACAAUCGUCCGACUGUUUAAGCACAAUCUCUGCGCACCUCUCCCAGCCCGUUCGUUUUGAUCAUAGUUAUUUAAUCUGUGCUUUCACUCAGUGACAGAAAACUUUUAUUAAUCUGCACACGGUGACGUCCACUCCCGCUAACGGCUAGCUCCGACCGCACGCAGCAUCUCUGGGCUGUCAGCUCUGCAAACAUCUCUGAUUGACUCAACGCUCAGUUUAACUUAUGUGGAAAAUGAAGUCACACCUCUGAACCUAAAAACUUUAACGUGAACAAUCGUUACGAAUCGAGACAGAGACGCCAAAUGUGGCAGGUAGCCAACGUUAGCCGAGACGUUAGCUUACAGCUAAGUGAUUAUUAAAACAAAUUGAAGAGACAGAAUUAAGAGUUUGUUGAAAAUGGUUAAACCAUGCUUAUGUUUUCUGUUGACUGUGCAUUACUGAUACAUAGUUAACAUUUUAUUAAAUGAAUUUAAUGAAGAGGUUAAUAUAGCAGCACUAGCUAACAAGCGUGACCUAGCAUGACUGUUGUUGAUGCCACGCCCAUUUUUUCUCGGCUGCACUGCCGAUCUGAUUGGACAGGAGGGGAGUUCAUGCUAACACGUCAGUGUUCACAUGACAGCUGCUGCUUGUCUUAUUGGUCUUUAAUAACAAAGUGCCAUUUAUUGUUUGAUUGUUUUUAGCGAUUAAUCCCAGUUUACAGGUGUGCAGAUAAACUGCUGUGAACGUCUUGGAGGAAAAACACAUUUCCAGCUUUUCUGCUGCGUGUUCUUCGUAGAACCCAAACUGGUUUCGCUUUAAUUCUUAGAAUAAAAAGGCUCAAAGUUAGACCCUUUUCUGCCACCUGUCGUUAACAAACGAGUAAAACCAUUCGGUGUGUAACGAUAAUCCUGAGAUUACUGCCUUACUGUGCGAUGCUUCUGACUGUGCACUGAAUGUGUCUGAAAUUUCCUCUGAAGUAGCUCAGAGCACCAAAUGAAGGCCUGACCUCUAAUUGGAUUCAAACUGAAUGUUAAACUGUGGAAGGUUUACACAGUACUUUGUAGUACAUUUAAAUACCCGUUAGUGUCUGAUCCUGGAGCCUCUACACACUGUGUGACAUCGUAACGGGUUCCUGCUCGUGGGAACCGUCAGGAUGUUCUAGUUGGUGUAGGAACUUGAUGAAAGCAUGUGAGCUUUUUGUACGAAUGCUUUCAGCUUCAGACAACUUCAUAAACUAACUUUAAAAAGCAUAAUUAGGUUGUGGUGGCUUAGCGGUGCAGCGGUUGGAGCUUCAUGUUCUCCCUGUCUGGGUUUCCUCUCACAGUCCAAAGACGUAGGUGGGGUGACCUGUCCAGGGUACAAGCCCCGCCCACAGGGUUUCAGUAGUAAAACGUGCCACUGACUGAGACACUGAAUAAGAGCGGUCACUCAGCUCUUCGUUAUCUGAAGCUGGUCAUGAAGUCAUGUGACCCUGCAGGUAGAGACUGCGAGUUCCUCAUACAGUGUAACGCGGUCUGAUCUGACCUGCAGGGCCGGCCUCAGCGGACACGAUGGCGUCGCUUGCAGCCUGUUUGAUAGGCUGCAGGGACUGACUUCACAACAGUGACAUCACAUCCUGCCUGCUCCCAGUGAGUCCGGUACGUCAGGGCCUGAACCCCUGAGGGUCGCACAGUGUGGAGGGGUUCCCGUCCCAUUAACGUCACGUGUCUCAUAAGCUUUAUUUCACGCUGUGAUGCUGUUCGUAAUGGUGCACCAUGCUCACUUGCUGUGCUCGCUGCCUCUUUGGUUUCCUGUCUGCACCAGCUUCAUUUGUAAGAGUCUGGUUUCUUAUGCACUGAUAAGCUUACUGCAGCAGGCCGUUACAUCAUCGUGUUAAAUCACAACACGUGAAAAGAUUUACAUUUGAGUUUUGUAUGUAUUUACUAUUUCUAUGGUUGAAUUUUACUAUGCUGUUUUUCCAGUUUGGGAUAAACUUCAAACUUUUCUUGUUUCUGUUUCCUUGGACUUAUUUUUUUUACCCUAAAGCUGGGCUUUAAUUUUCCGUCUGGAUGUUUUGCGUGAAUCCAAAACGAAGGUGUUUGUCAGUCAGAGUGGGACAGCGAUGUGGUUUUCCUGAAGGCUAUUUGAAGGCGUUGCUGUGAGCGUUUACAGUUAUUUCCAUGCCUCGAGUACUCUGAUGGAUCCAGGCUCCACCAUAGACAAACCACACUGUUUACAUUAUUUAUUUUGGCUCCAGCUUGAUGAUGAUAUUCUCACUGAUGCAAAGUGACCUGAUGUAUGGCUGCGUGUCCACUGGGGGACAGAAACAUUCAUUAGACUGGCUAUGAAUCUGGACCGCUGAUAAUACAUUACUGCUCAUUACAUUUUUCACUGUCGGAGGGAAACGACUCGGUCUCCAGGUGAGAUUUGUUUGUACAAAUGUUCCAGUUUAGUGGAAAGCAGCCAAAGCUCAUAUGCAAUUGGGCAAGACUUGGAAGUCUUCCAGUUGUACAAGUCUUGACCCUGUUUUCUACACAUGCCACAGAUUCAUCUACAGCAGCACCAGGCUCAGGGAGGGGCGGGGCCAUCUGCUGUGAUUGGUUGGUGAGAGAAGGAAGACAGGAUAAAGACAUGCUGUGGAGGAGAGACAGAGGUUAAUAACAGAUAUGAUUCAAUGCAGAGAGUCUGUGAACACAUAGUGAGUGAGAAACGUGACUUUCUUUAAUCUCGAGUCUGUUUGUUUCAUUUGAGACCAACAAAGCUUCACACAUGGAAACAUUUUACUCAACAGCAACUUUUAGUCUCAGGUCUAUUUUUUUCAUUUUUAAUGCCACUGAUUGUGUUUCUACUACAGACUAAAGUCCUGCAUACAUUUGGUCGAUUAUUCAGCUCAUAUUAAAUCUUUUUGUUUGAGCUGAACCCCGUCACUGCUGUUCCCUGUGAUGACACACGGGGCGGCGCCAGGAAAAGCUGUAACAGCAGGUCGUGGAGCAGCCGUCCUAACAGCUGUUUCAAAGGUUUUCUUUCUCCAACCUUUAAUUCUGAUUUUUACGUUUGCUUCUUAAAGUUCCCGAAUCUGUGAAUCGAAUGUUUGAGAUCGAGACUAGGAUAAAUGUAUACACAUGAGAGCGAGGAGCCCAGUGGACACGGUCACCUGGUAGUUCAUUUAGUGUUUUCUCCAAAGUGCCUUAAUGUUCUGUGGGUGUGGAUUGGUCACUUGACUUCUGUGAGGAGCCACGAUCAGGCUGGACUUGUGAUUUUAUUAUAUUACAAUAAAAGAUGUGUACAGUGUUUGAGUGACAUCACAAACACGAGUUGUUUUUCUACAUUUUUAAAAUGUGUUCAAACUACAAGUUGUGAUUUAUUGCAUGUUGUGAAUUAAAGGCUCAUUGCACCA
Molecule: messenger RNA, 5815 nt
Organism: Haplochromis burtoni (Burton's mouthbrooder)
Lineage: Eukaryota; Metazoa; Chordata; Actinopteri; Cichliformes; Cichlidae
Gene: cmtm7
Product: CKLF-like MARVEL transmembrane domain containing 7
Exons: 5
Coding region: 133-606 (157 amino acids)
Cellular component (GO): membrane
Source: RefSeq, a predicted model, not a curated record